This is a messenger RNA of Lacerta agilis (Sand lizard), 1776 nucleotides long. RefSeq names its product putative lysosomal acid lipase/cholesteryl ester hydrolase. The transcript is spliced from 9 exons. NCBI's taxonomy places the organism in Eukaryota, Metazoa, Chordata, Lepidosauria, Squamata, Lacertidae. Bases 63 to 1289 code for a protein of 408 amino acids. The record is from RefSeq and is a predicted model, not a curated record. Gene Ontology annotation, molecular function: hydrolase activity, acting on ester bonds. Gene Ontology annotation, biological process: lipid metabolic process.
UCUCAUCGGCAGUUGCUUUAAUUUAGCUCUGUGGAGCAGGAGUUAUAUAUCUGUGCUGGAAUAUGGAUUUGUUUCCAUGCAGGUCAAGGAUGUGGCUCUUCAUAAUGGGGGCAGGCAUUUUCCUAGCACUUCUUACUUCAGAAACAUUUUUUAAAAGAAGAAAAAUAAAUCCAGAAGCUACUAUGAAUAUUAGCGAAAUUAUUUCUUUCAGAGGAUAUCCCAGUGAGGAAUAUGAAGUGGUGACAGAUGAUGGGUAUAUCCUGAGUAUUAACAGAAUUCCUCAUGGGAAAAGAAAUCAGUCAAACAAGGUUUCAGAUCCAAAGCCCGUAGUAUUUCUGCAACAUGGGAUGCUUUGCAGUGGUAGUAAUUGGGUGGCAAAUCUGGAGAACAACAGCCUGGGCUUCAUACUGGCUGAUGCUGGCUAUGAUGUUUGGCUAGGAAACAGUAGAGGAAGCACCUGGUCCAUGAAACACAUCAACUAUACUGUGGAGCAAGAAGAAUUCUGGCGAUUCAGUUAUGAUGAAAUGGCUAAAUAUGACCUUCCAGCUUCCAUAAAUUUUAUCCUGAACAAAACCGGACAGGAGAAAUUAUUUUAUAUUGGUCAUUCCCAGGGCACCACAAUGGCAUUCAUUGCAUUUUCAAUCAUGCCACAGCUCGCUCAGAAGAUAAAUAUAUUCUUUGGAUUGGCACCACAAGUCACCGUGCAUGAUUUCCCCAACCCUAUAUUGACGAUGCUCCUUGGGAUAUCUGAUCACAAUCUCAAAGGAAUAUUUGGAACUAAACAGAUGUUUCCUCAAAGCAAAUUUUUUAAAUGGAUUGCUACUCACGUGUGUAACCGUUUCUUAAUUGAUUAUAUCUGUAGCUUUAUUAUCCACCUAGGAACUGGAUUUAAUAUGAAAAAUCAAAAUAUGAGUCGUAGUGAUGUGUACCUAUCACACUGGCCAGCUGGGGUAUCGGUUCAGAACAUGCUUCACUGGGCUCAGGGUUUGAAGAGUGGAAAGUUCAAAGCCUUUGACUGGGGUAGCAUUGAAGAAAACAUGGCUCACCACAAUCAGGAAACAGCACCCUCCUAUGAUAUUAAACAAAUGACUGUUCCAACAGCUCUCUGGAUUGGUGGGAACGACUGGGUUUCAACCUCAAAGAAUGUUGCCCGGUGGCUGCCUCAGGUCUCAAACCUAGUUUACCACAAGAUAAUUCCUGACUGGGAACACACAGAUUUCUUCUUGGGCCUUGAUGCCCCACAGCGCUUGUAUGAAAAGAUAAUUGAGUUUAUGCAGAAUUAUGAGUGAGUUUGUGAUCUUGAAAUAGUCCUCCAAGAAAUCAUCAGCAUCGGUCUAUGAUGACGACGACAACAACAACAACAACAAAAACAACUACAUUUUUUUUUUAUAAAAAAAAUCACCUUGGAAAGAAAUCCAUAUGUUUGUUCACACAAAAUAAUCCCUUUGGAAAUAACAUUUUUGAACUGCUUAUCAUUAUUUUAAUCCAUGCAUUUUUAAUGGAGGUGUUGAGACAUAACUCAAAACAAUAGUCUUGAAGAAGGAACUCUGAUCUUCCCAAACUUUGUUUUGCAGUGUGGGGUGGAGACAAGUUCUUUGCUAACAUCUGUGGAAUUGACAAUAUGAAAACAUGCUUUGGAUGGUAUUGAACUAAGUUUUAUGCAGAGUAGAUCUAUUGAAAUUAAUGAACAUGACUAAGUUGAAUGCCACUCCCACUGCCCAUCACAGAAUUAGGAAGACCAGCUAUACAUUCAAGUGUUCCAAAACAGUAAAUAUG